Molecule: messenger RNA, 4593 nt
Organism: Mugil cephalus (flathead mullet)
Lineage: Eukaryota; Metazoa; Chordata; Actinopteri; Mugiliformes; Mugilidae
Gene: pex10
Product: peroxisomal biogenesis factor 10
Exons: 6
Coding region: 312-1274 (320 amino acids)
Biological process (GO): protein import into peroxisome matrix
Cellular component (GO): peroxisomal membrane
Molecular function (GO): zinc ion binding
Source: RefSeq, a predicted model, not a curated record
UGAUUAUCAGUUUGCUUUGAGAGCGGCGACUUCCGUGUUUUUAGUUAUAUGAAAAGUAUAAACUACUACGAAGGAAUAUUGGUGCAUAUUGAUAAAUAGUGAAGGGGAAUACGGCACGACGGUCAUAAGAUAGCGGUUAAACAUGUUUGCGCGCUGUCCUUUAUUUAUUUUUGCAAUUCGCCGGUGUUUUUAAGUGUUUGCCACAUUACUGCUAGCAGCAGCUUAACACGCCGGGUCUGACUUAUUAUUACCUCGCUAUGAUGUCUUGUAACUUCACGUAGCAGCAUGUGCAUGACGGAUGUUGGCUCAUCAUGCCUCUCGUUCCUGCAAACCAGUCCCAGUUGAUUCGGUCCAGUCAAAAGGACGAAUACUAUCGAGCCUCCCUGAGGAACAUCGCCAACGAGGCUUAUCAGACACUUGCAGGAUCCAAAUCAUGGCUGGACUGGAGGAGAGAGAUAGAGCUGCUGUCAGAUCUCGCAUACUUUGGUUUAACGACGUUCUCAGGAUGUCAAACUCUGGGUGAGGAGUACGUCAACAUCGUCCAGGUGGACCCGACUAAGCGUCGAAUCCCUUCGAAGGCCAGACAGGGCCUCUUCAUCCUCUGCCACGCCUUCUUUCCUUACCUCCUCAACAAGGUCCUGGUGGCCCUGGAGAACGAGCUGGAGGGCGGGCAGGAGAGCGGCGGAGGUCGGCAGAGAGCGGCCUCUGCACCGUGGAGUCUGGAGUCCCGGCUGAGGAGAUGGGUGCAGAGGGCGGUGGGGCUGCUGUCGGAGCCCCAGAGGAGAGCGUGUCUGCCGGCUGUGCUUUUCACCCAGACCCUCCUGCAUAGCCUCCACGUGGCCGUGUUUUACAUCAGUGGCUCCUUCUACCACAUGUCCAAGAGGGCGGCGGGUAUCAGCUACCUGCGUGUGAUGGGGCCGAGCGGCGAUGACGGCGCCAUCCGGAGCUUCUACAGGCUGCUGGGCGCCAUGUCCCUCCUCCAGCUGCUCAUCACCGUGUAUUUGCAGAUCAACAACUUCAGACAGAGACAGAGAGCCAGACGGGAGUGGAAGCUCUACAGAGACCUCAGUCCUCAGCAGACCCAGAGCUCCAGCUCCAGAGCUGCCUCCUGCAUCCUCUGCCUGGAGGAAAGGAGGAACUCCACCUCCACCCCCUGUGGUCACCUCUUCUGCUGGGAGUGCAUCACAGAGUGGUGCAACACCAAGGCCGAGUGUCCCCUGUGUCGGGAGAAGUUCCAGCCUCACAGACUUGUGUACCUGAGGAACUACAGCUAGACUCUACAGUCAGACAGCCGCUGCUCUGAAAGCCAACUUAUCAUAGUGUGAUUAACAAUUUAAUGUAAUUUGAGGUGUAUCACUUGCGUCAUGUACAUAUUACUGACUGUAAUGCUAAUAAUUUAAAUAACAGAUGCCAAUAAAAUGAGGUUUAUGUUAAUUUAUAUAAGUUUUGUUUGCCUUCUUCUGUUAAAGAUUAUCACUAAAGUGGGCCAAGGUGUCACUAUGGUCGGAGUAUCACAGCAAGAAUUCCUUUUUGACGUCCACAGACCUGAUUUGGUCAUGGAGCCAGACAUUUCUAAACCUCUUUAAGACCCUCAUUCCAUAUCAGGUCUUGUUGUUGUUGUGCCAAGUCUCUGGUCAGUCUUUUCCAAACCUGCUUUCAUCUUGAGAGUACUUGAUCAGCCUCACCUCUAAAUAUGUUUGUCCUGUAGCUGCUGGGUUGUUCAGCUUCAUGCGUUGCCUUACAAAGCACUGCAGCAGAAUAAUUAAUGCACAGUCUUAGUUGUGAUUUAAGGUGGCCUAAUUACAUUAAACUAUAUAAAUACAUGUUAGUUUUAAUUGCAGUUACAGCUACACUGCUGAGCAGGCCUGGAGCUCCUGCAGCUGCUUGUUUCAUUUGUGUUCAGUCAUCAGUAGCAUACGAAGUUAAAGCAUAGUUUAAAAUGUACGAUUCCAAGCAAGAAUGAACACAGUAAUGAGUGUGAAGCAUAGACUGUAAAAAAAAUGGACACCACAUCUCUGCUUCCUUGCUCUACACUGUUUUUGUAGCUAAACUGAAGCUAAAAUUGGACCCUUAAACAUGUAUCAGUGUUAUAUUAACUAGAAACCAGCCUUAAAAUAUAGCUAAAUAUAUUUGACUUUGUUUUAGUUUGGCCCAAGUCCCGCCCACUAACAUGGAGGGACUUAUACUAUACUGCAGCCAAGACACCAGGGGGAGCUCUGCUUGCUUUGGCUUCACUUUUAACCUCCUGAGACCCAGCGUCCUCAUACGGGGACAUUAAGUGGACACUUUAGUCUGCCACCUAGUGGUAGCAAAGAGUCAACGCACUAGUCGGGGUAAGAACAUGAUGGUGGGCUGAUUUAUUUUGCAGCCAAUCACAGGACAAAAGUGGACAAGGACCAAAACCUCAUCAAAUUUUAUGAUUGAAACUUGUGUAUUUAUGAUUAACUUUUCUAGUUAAUAAUCUAGUUUUCUAGACAACGUCGCUAAUUAGCAAGUACUCAUUUGAGGACAUUGGGAUUUCAUUGUUUGCCAUCCUGUUUUUUUCUCAGCAAUGUACUACUUCUUGUUCAAAGAUGUUUGGAUACGUCUUAGGUCCUACUCAUCCCAAAUACCUUGGAGAAAUUUAAAAUGUAUAGCAAACUAAAUUUCAGGUCUCAGAGGUUAAAGGAGCUGUCAUGGCGUCCAUUUUUUAUACAUAUUUUUUUAUAUUUGGCUCAACUCUCUGGAACGUGCAAUAUGCCCAAAUUACACUUAUUUUUCUGAUGAAAUUUCAUAUUUUUUAAGUUUACUUGUUCUCCUUUGCACUAUAACAAAUGGAAAUUGUUUGGAUUUGUCAUUACUUACGGGUUAUUAUGCUGUUAUCUUACUGAUGUGGCCCCCUGAACUAAAACGACUGUGACACCCCUGGUCUGGAAGAUAAACUUACCUGAAACAAAUGUUUUUUUUUUUUUUUUGGAAUAAAUAAAUACAAAAGCAUAAUAUUGUAAUGUCAAAAACUUUUUAAAUGCUCACAAAAGCACAGGUCAGUUGCAUAGGCUACGAUUAACACGCUCAGCAGCUUCAACAUAAACACUUAAAAACAAAGCGCUUUGGACCAAACGUGGUACAUGAUGCACCGCAUACACGCACACGUGUCUGAGCAUUUAUUGUACAAAUCAGCAUACAGCUCUUCAAGCAAUCCACCGUUACACUGCUUCCACCCAUCACAUCCACACAGCUUCAAACCGCACGCACUCAGCAACACGAGCGGCAAUCGUGACUUAUUGCUUCAAGAAGAAUCGUCCGCAGUUCGGUUUUAAAAACAUGCAAACGCGGAGCAUCGCAGUAGAUUUUAAUUCAACAGUGGAUCCCUGCUAUAGAAGAAUAAAAUAAAAUAAAACAAAGCCUGGUUGUGUGCUUUUCUAAAAAUGACGUCGAAUGAGUUGUGCAUCAUCUACACGCUACUUGCAUACACUAUAUUACAGACAAGAAGAAAAGCCUUCAGACUCAACUGUUAGAAAGAAAUGGUUGGAAAGGAUUAUUCUUUUUAAAAAAGGAAAAAAAAAAAAGGUGAAAAUGACAAAAAGAUUUGACUCCGGAGGCAUAGAAAUUGUUGGUCACAGUAAUAAAGUGCUAUCUUAACUGCAUAAAGGCCAAUUAUUGCUUUGUAAAUCUGAAAGUAUGAUCAAUUUUCUCUCUUAUAAAUUUAAACUGAGUCAUCGGUCAAAAUAAAUUAUCAUUCGGACUCAGCUUUUCUCCAAGUUUGAUCUCUGGCUCUUAUCAUUUGUCCUUUUUGUUUUUGCUAAUUACUUAAUUACUGCUCCUUUAAUUUUAUCUGGUGUCAGGAAAAACAAAACAAAAAAACAAAAAAAAGGUUAAAAACAGUAUGGUCUAGGCUUCACUGCUGCAAACAAACGCACUUAAUUUACAUUCAUUUUAAAAGACAGCAUUUAGGAUAUUGUGUUCAUUGGAAAAUGCUAGAAAACGUUGUGCCCCCGUGUUUCUCUCUUCUUUUAUUUUAAAGUGUACAACUAACUCAAACCUUUAAUGCUAACCUACGGAACACCACUGAAAUCCAGAGCGGAACAUUAUGUGGGUAUUGUUAAGUGGGCGACGAUCAGCUUCUCAUCACCUCAUGUGAAAUCGAUCACACCGGAUGUGACCAUACGAACCUUCCUGCGUCUGAGCUGACCUCUGGUUUCUAUUUCUAUUUUUCUUUUUUUUUCUGGGACAAGGCAUUCGAUGUAACGCGAAACACAGUGGAGACAGUCAACAACCGGAGAGAAUAUGGCACAACAGCGACGUUUUACGAAGAACGGGACGUUCCUCUAAAACUGACGAGGAAGGUUGUCGUCGAGGCUGAGAGGAUCAGUAAAGUAGCUGCAGGUUCUAUUUCCUGUCUGGGCAACUGCAGGUUAGCAGGAAGUUCGUUGUUUCAGCCCGAGAAAAUAAAAAAUAAAAUCAAUAUAAUCACAGGACAGUGGCAUCAGCACCAACUCUGAGCUUUCUGCAUGAUCAACAGCAAGAGCCCUGCAUUAGAUUAGAGGAGGGACCUGGAGACGGCCAUGCAAAGGAAGCGCCCUCAUUAUUUUUGUUUUUGCAUAUAGGGCAGAG